GCGGCUGUAGCGUUUAUAUGUAAAAAUCUUUUUUAUGCCUCCAUGCUAAUCAUUGUUAUCAUGUGACUUGGUUAAGGUGUUAAUUUUUGCGUCCUACAUUUUCCUCCUAAAGUACGAAGAUCGGCUUGGUUCGUUGCUGGGGAGAACUCUGGGUACUGUGACGUGUGAUGAUGGCUCAGAUGUUAAGAUCCCAUCUGAUCAAUGCUUCGGGAAUUUCUAAUCCAAUUAGGACACUUCCGCAUCUUGGUGUCCUUCAAAGUAGAAUGAUAUUGACCCACAGGUCCAAAAAGAAGCUCAGUGAAUAUUACAGGCUGCUGAAUUUGGACGAGGGAUGUUCUGCGGAUGAUGUAAGGGAGUCCUUUCGCAAGCUUGCGAAGCAGUACCAUCCAGACAGCGGCUCUGAGACCGCUGAUGCUGCAGCGUUUAUAAGAAUCGAAGAAGCUUACAGGAAAGUGCUUUCCCACGCGAUGGAACAAAGCAAUGCCAGGAGGCAUAAAGUUGAAGAAGCAGAGGAAGAAGAAGAAGAUAAAUUCAAAUAUAAGACGCCCCAGCACCGGCAUUACUUAAGUUUUGAAGGUGUUGGUUUUGGGACUCCGAGUCAACGAGAAAAACAGUAUAGGCAGUUUAGGGCAGACAGGGCAACCGAGCAGGUGAUGGACUAUCAGAAGCAGAAGCUACACGGGCAGUACUUUGCUGACAGUGUCACAGUUAGGGAUGUGAAACACAGCAGAGAACAAAAGAUAACUCAGGCCAUCGAGCGUCUAGUGGAGGACCUCAUUCAGGAAUCCAUGGCCAAGGGAGACUUUGACAAUCUCAGUGGGAAAGGGAAACCCCUAAAGAAGUUUUCUGGCUGUUCCUAUCUUGACCCCAUGACCCACAACCUGAACAGAAUCUUAAUCGACAAUGGCUACCAACCAGAGUGGAUUCUAAUGCAAAAGGAGAUCAAGGAUACCAUCGAGCAACUCCGAGAGGCCAUUUUAAAUGCUAGGAAAAAGCUGGGGAACCCCAUGACAGCAGCUGAGCGCCAGCAGUGGAGCCAAGUCUGCGAGCAGUUUCAAGAAAACAUCGGGAAGCUAAACAAGCGAAUUAAUGAUUUUAAUUUAAUUGUUCCCAUCCUGUCCAGGCAAAAAGUUCAUUUUGAUGCACACAAAGAAAUUGCCAGGGCUCAGAAAAUAUAUGAGACCCAUAUGAAUGCGAAAGAAGUUGCAGAUCCAAACUCGGAUCACAUCACUGAGGGAGAAAGAGAGAAAACAGCUACAGUCAAGACAGGUGUUUUUAAGUGGGUGAAUCUGUGCAAAUUGAUUAAAAUCUGACCAAUCA
This is a messenger RNA of Ochotona princeps (American pika), 1320 nucleotides long. It is a transcript of the gene DNAJC28, whose product is annotated as DnaJ heat shock protein family (Hsp40) member C28. The record is from RefSeq and is a predicted model, not a curated record. The coding region runs from base 168 to 1313 and encodes 381 amino acids. Lineage: Eukaryota; Metazoa; Chordata; Mammalia; Lagomorpha; Ochotonidae. The transcript has 2 exons.